UUCAGUGGCAAUUUGUUUUACUGCGACUGUGUUGUUCACCCUAACGGUGUGGCUAGCGUAUUUCACAUUGCUAGGGACAGUGUGCAAGUCUGUCACAUUGUAAAGUUUUAGAUUGCCAAACUGUUCAUUCUGUGUGGCAUUCAAAAGCUCACGCAGUUUGGCAGGAAGUACAUGUACAAGAGUAGCUUUUUAUUACUUUAUCACAAAUCCCUAUAUUACAGCAAAGUAUCCUCUGGGAAAUGUUUCCUCCCCCAAGAAGGUCAAGUUUAGUGACUCAAUGGGUGAAUAUGCACACUUAUCUGUUGUGCAGUUGGGCCUCUGUGAUUAUUGUCUGUCAGUUAGAGGCUCUCUGGUGAGCCAUCACUUGAGUACUGAGACACAUGUUGACCCCCCAUUGAGGAGGGAUUUACUUUCAGUUGUUUGUUGUGGGGGUCCCUACAUUUGUCAGUUCCCGAGGGGGGGAAUAAAACGUUCUCUUCAUUUCCAGAGUCUCAAUAUUCCAAUAGUACACUGAAUGUUGUAAACAAUAGGGAUGUACCAUUGUGGUUAUACAGGGAAUUUUUGUAAGCAACUGAAUAUGUUCACUGUUGAUAGAGGUCAGUUCCUUCAGGUGAUAGGAGUAACUCACCCCCAUUUGAACAUGGUGGUACAGUCUGCUCUCCAGACUAGCCCACACAUUGUGGAAUGUGCGCACCUGCUGCAUACCAUAGAAUUUGUACAUGUACUAGUACCACCGUCCACCACUAUGAGUACAGUACCUGUACACACUUUUGGAUGCAGUGAACCCAUGAAGGAUUUGUGAUUGUCAACUCAGGAGUUAGUAAUGUGAGAUAAAUAAGCUGAGGAGACCUGCCCUACAACAACAGUAGCAAGUUAUGUGUAGUGUAUACCGGUAGUCGGUACAUGUACAUGUAGAUUGGAGUUCACAGAGUGGGCUGAAAUAGUAUGGUAUUUUACAAGCAUGACAAGUACUGUAGUUACAUGUAUUUCCUUGUGUAUUUUGAAAUUUGUCCACUGAUUAAUCUGAUUGGCUUGCCAACUCAACAGGAUCUCGGGAAAAGUCUGCAUUGAAAAUAUUCCAGCAUGGGCCUCAAGUCAUUCUUCUUUGGCCCCUCCCACGGUCGUCACAAGUACAACAAGAACCCUCCACCUGACACAGGACCGCCCGGCGCCGCAGCCGAAGCUCACCCCUCCUCCUCGUCAAGUGCCCAGUCCCCCAAGCGCAACAGUCGCCUGCGACGCUCCCUCAGCAUGAAGAAGCUGCGGAGUAGCUUCCGUCGCAAGGAGCACGCCCAUGUGCCUGCUGCCAGCAAGCCCCACCAGUGGCAGCAGGAUGAGAAGCUUGUCCGGGCCGGCUCCUGUAACUUCAGCGUCAAGUAUCUUGGCUCCAUUGAGGUCACAGAGUCCAGGGGGAUGCACAUCUGUGAAGACGCAGCCAAACAACUCAGGGCGAGCACUAAGAAGAAGGUCCGUGCGAUUUUAUGGGUUUCAUCUGAUGGACUGAGAGUUGUAGAUGAGGAAAGCAAGGGGUUGAUUGUGGACCAAACAAUCGAGAAGGUUUCCUUCUGCGCCCCGGAUAGACAUAACGACAAGGGAUUCUCCUACAUAUGCAGAGAUGGAACCACCAGACGCUGGCUCUGUCACUGUUUCCAUUCGCUUCGGGAACCAGGGGAACGUCUCAGCCAUGCAGUGGGCUGCGCCUUCGCCGCCUGCUUGGAGCGCAAACAGCAGCGGGACAAGCUGUGCGGUGUCAAGGUGGAGUUUGAUGUCAACAAGACCAGCUUCACCCGGCAGGGCUCCUUCCGCCAGCCCACCAUGACAGAGCAACUGGAGGCCGCCGCUGCCCAGGAGGCUGAGAAAGAAAACGAGAUCCAAGAAGUUGUCGGUCCCAAACCAGCCGAAAUGCCCUUUGCCAGACCCCGGCAGCAUGCCCCAGACGCCAUGCUGCUCCGCCAGGGCUCCUUCCGCGGCUUCCCCAACCUGAACGUGCAGUCACCGUUUAAGCGCCAGCUGUCACUGCGGCUCAACGAGCUGCCCUCCACGCUGCAGCGGCAGCAAAACAUCCUGCAUACGCACCCCGAGGUGCCUUCAGAAGAAGAGAUGGUUGAAAGACAUGAAAGUGAAGAAGUGACUCCGCCAACCAGUCCAUCUGCCUCCGCAUCAUUCCCACAGCAGCAGCAACAGCAGCUGCAGCCAGUACCUCAACAGCAGCAACAGCCAUUCCAACAGCAGCAGCCAGCAGUGGCAGUGGGGCAGCCUGGCCAGGCCAUCAGCAUUUCAGCAGCCUGCCAGGAGCUCUCGGAAGGCCUGUUUGAGUUGUCCAGUAGAGAUGCCUUCCCAACGCAGCCUGUCCCACAGCAGCAGCCCCUGGCCGUCCAGCCCACAGCUGCGGCCGCCUUGCAGCAACCUGUGCCUCAGCAGCCCAUGGUGACGACAAGGCAGCCCAUGACAGCACAACAAGCAGUACUUGCACAGACAGAGACCAACCCUUGGGCAUCUCAACCCCAGGCCCAGGCCAGUCUGAAUCCCUGGGAUCCCCCAACAGCGCAGAUGGCCGGUGCCAAUGGCGUCUCCCAGGCCGAGAAGUGGCUGAACCAGACCUCCCAGACGGUCUCCAAAGUGCCGGCCGCGCCUAUGCAGAACGGCUUCGGUAGCAGCAGCAGCGUGGGCCGCCAGCCUGCCGUCCACCUGCAGAAUGCAACAUACGAGGCCACCCAGCCGAUGGUCAUCGCCAACCAACCCCCGGCGAUGAAUUUCAACAACAGCGCCACGGCACCCGUCUUCAUCCCUGGGCGCCCCCAGCAACAAGCCCUGGCUGCCGACGGAACCGGCAGCAGCAGCGUGGGGAUUAGCGGUGGCUGGACGUCGGACCUGUCCAGGACUUUGCCCGAUUCGGCCGCCGCCCAGCGCGGCCCCACCAAUGGCUACUCCAGCUCCUUUGAGGCCAAGUGGGAGGCCCUCCCCAGCAACCAGACCCCGGUGAUGGCCAACAAUCCCUUCGCCAAUGCCACCAAGGCCUUUGAGAUCAAUCUAUGAAAGCAAUCAGAAUGUAUUCCCUGUGGUGGAUUCAGCCAGCUGGUGGAAACUUGGUGCAAGGGAUACAUUCUGCUCAUGUCCUGUACAGUAACUCUUCAGAGGGGUAGUUUUUGUGGUGGCUGCUUUGUGUGUAUUCCGUAAUUUUAUUUUUUUAAUCGGUCAUAAACGGUAGAAGAUCCUGUUAAAUCAGUCAGUAUUUGUCUUGGUCCCUGAGACCUGGAAAUAGUCCAUAAUCAGUAAUGCUUGAGAGUGGAAAGGUCUCUACCGGUACUAAGCCAAAGUUCCUCCCUGCACUCAUCUGAUAGCAACAAUUACAAAGCUCAAUGAAAUAGUACUUCACUCACAAGCACGUCACCUGUGCACAUACGACACUCCUUUGACCGUAGGGUGUUAAGAACUCUUCACUAAAAUGCACGUGUGUUUCAAAUAUGUGGACAUGUGAUGUAUACACAUUGUAGUAUGGGUUAGUUUCAUUUCAUGUUAGUUUCAUAAUCGUGUUCACAGGAAUAUCAUUAACCCUAACACUCCUCAAUCCUUCACCUGUUGGAGGACUGAGGAGUGUUAGAGUUAACAGUCGAAGCUGAGACGGAAAUCAGAAAUGCUGUGCUCCUCAGACAGAAUCUUGGGUCACAGGAAGUAAUGUACUUGAACAUGUACAUGUACUUUCAAUCCAACAUGGAUUCAUUUAACUCUCAAAGAGUCAGGUUAUUUUGGACCAUUUCGCAGCUGGGGGGACCCCUCAACAACAGCCUGAUCAUUGUGAAACUUAGGACGCGUGUAAAGACGCUCAUUAUCAUUACAAGUGUGGAGUUUCAGUGCAGAGUUUGGAUGGUACGGUCAUUUGAAAUCAUGACCUUAAAUGGAUUGACCUGUCUGACAUCGAGCAGCCAGUGGAAAGAGUAUGUAUUCUGGCAGGCCCAUUUUGGAAAAGUGUGCAUUGCGUGAGAAAUGCAUGUCCAAUUCUCACAAAAUUGGUGUCAAAAUAACUCCUGAAAAAACUCCUGAAGCCUUGGCAUGUGAAAAAAAAUGGACUAUGAUGAUACUGGAGAAACUGUUGAUGGGGUUCUUUGAGGGUUAAACAAGGUCAUUCAACCAUGAAAGAUUAGGCAGACUCUGAAAUUUAUUGCUGCGGCUAGAAAUGACACACAAGCCUACCGGUAUGGAAGCCGCCAGGUAAUGGCCGCAGCCACUUCCCGUAGACACACACGUUUACACUGGCAGCGGCUAAGUCAUUCAGAUGCAGCCUUAGGUGGUAACCUGCCUCAGUGAGAGCGUAGCAUUUCGUGAUAUUUGGCUGGUAACCUGGUUUUAGCUCAACAACCGUCUGUAAUCAGCAGAUCUUCAAUUUCAGCCGAGAUUGCCUGUUCCAACGUAUUGUUAUCUUCACAGCCUGGUCAGAUAUGUAAACCGUGAUUUGUAAAUACCAAAGGGUAUAUUUUAGAAUUUAUACAUUGAAACCAAAAAAAAAGUUUUCAGGAGAAUGAAUCUUGUUAAUUAUUUUAAUGGAAGUAUUUGUAACCUACUCACAGAACAAGGAUUUUAAAUGAGUAGUUAAAUAAGGUAUGACUCCAAUGGCCAAUUUUGCUUGGUCGGCAUCAUCUACUCGGAGAAAUCUUGUCAUCUGUUUAAAAGACUCAAGCUGGUUUACAGGGAGACAAUUCAGUCGCAAUUCUCCGAUUCCCGAGAGCAGAGUACUUUCAUUGGGUCAAUCCCGUGUUUUACCUUUGUACAGAAUACCAGUAUUUGGGACUGACUUUGCACAAAUCCCUAUCACUGUGUUUGUCACAUGUCACAGUAACAGCGUCAUGAUGGGGUGGUGUGGGAAGGGGUCUAUAUUAUUUGCUAUCCCAUAAUAUAACUGUUUGGAAAGAAACAAGACUACUGAGACUACAAGUACCUGUACUCUCCAUUUCUGUCAGUACUUCACAUUAUUACGGUAACUGUCAGUUACAUUUUUAUUUAUAUUUUUAAUAUUUUAAUUUUUUGUUUUUUUUGGUGGGGGUGGAAAUUUUGAGUGAUUUUAAAUGAAAGUAGAAAUAUCCUGUAGUCCAGAAAGUUUGACGAAAUUAUGUUGACAAGUUCAUAUGUCUGUGCUUUAGAAGAUUCGAUACCCUGAAAAAAAAUUUGAAACCGAAAAUUUGUGCUACCUUUUAGCACCGGAUCAUGCACAAGUUUUCCAGUGAGACAUUGCAUCUGCAAAAAUUAUCAAGCCGGGAUAAAUUAAAGUUAAAAUAUCCAAAGUUGGAGUUUCCUAAUCCUAAUUCUUACAGUACUAAUGUACAUGUACAUUGAAAUUUGCGCACAGCGCAUGAGGAUAGUAAUAUUUUUGGACAACCAAAUGAAGUACUAGUGCUAGUACUGAUGGUACUAGUGAGUGCCUUUUCAGUUGAAAAAAAGAAUUUCUUCCAAUAACCAGUAAGAGUCCAUGGAAUGGAGAUUUGUUAGCAGAGCACAGACAUAUUGAUAUAAGUGUAAAUUCUCUCCAAUUUCUGCACUAUUUAUUCCAGUUUUUAUUUCUUGAUUAGUUUUUAAAAUCUCAGCUAUGCUUGUUCACCCAAAUUCUUUCUGAAGCUUGUGAAGCAUCUUCAUCCACAAGAGUGUUUGAUUCUGCAGUGUUUAAUCCCAUCCGCAUUAGCAAGCCAAAGGUGCACGCUCCACCAGGUCUUCCAAUUGCAGCAAGAGCCACCCGGGAUUGGCACACGUUACUCCAGAGGGGACUGGCUUGUUAUAAGCCUGCCUCUUGUCUGUGGUCGGUCGCCAUGUCGGCAAGUCAUGCGUGCAGAUUGCGUCAGCAGGGGUCUUUAAGUGUGAUCAUGUUAUGUUAAGGUCGGUUCACACGUGACGUUUAAGCCAUAGUCCCAUUUUUAAAAGGUUGAACAUACAUGUACUUUCAAUUCCAGAUUUCCCUGCAAAUGCUUUGAGAUGUACAACUUGUUUUUUUUUCACCCAAGCUUCCACAUGUUGCUUAGGACAUACGAAAUUACAUCAUCAAAAGGCAAACUUUUUUAAAAAGAUGAAGUUUCCGUCAUACUCUGCAUCUGUUUAGAAUUUGGUUCAGAUCUUUAAUAAUGGAGGCAGCACAUAACUUUGCAUGGUGUCUAUUUCAGCACAAGGAUUGAUGUUGUGAACAGUUUCAUGGUGUCGGCACUAAUCAACUGAGCGGUAAAUAUCCCUCAGCACUGAGAUUAAUGAUGGCAUUUACAGUACCAAGCUAGAAAUGGUUCUUCCUACACGGUUCAAGGUUCUUCGAUCAAUAAUUCACUUACAGUGUAAUUCAUGUGCGUGUGUGCCUUGAAUUGAGAAUUAUGCGCAGCACGCACAAGAAGCGAGGUACAUGUACCGCUUCCGUGAAUGUUUUGGAAUUGUGAUCACGGAUCGGCCUGUGCCCUUGUCCAUUAAGAGUCUGGGGUCUAUUGCCAAGUCUCAUUUUUCCUCCGUCUACGGCUUUACCUUGAGUUCUGCAACCAGUUCCAAACACCUAGUUUGGGAAUCAAAUGAGCAUUUUUUUUCAAAAGCUUGACCUCUCACCACACACACUGGGUGUUCAUGUUGAUGAAAGCAGACAGCAGAAAUGCCUAAAGCCCCAAGAUUGAUCCAGAGCCGAGAUCUGGGAAAAGUCUCCAGUAUUGAUCUCAUGCCGCAAGUCAUAGAGAAAGAUGGCAACCCUGCAGGUUGAAGCGAACCCCUACGUUUGCCAAUUGGCACAUGUGGAAAGGUCUGAAGGUUUGUGUUGAAAUGGAGGAUUAAAGAACAGCUGUGCCAAGACUGGGGGGGGGGAGCUGUGGACGAACUUUUGUAAUGAGUUGUCGUUACACUAGCAAUGUCCGUUUGGUUGCAAGGUCGUUUUGCUGCUUGGUUCACUUUUGUAGAUGGUCCAUUCACUUCUUUGAUAGACAGGGUCACUGUCUAACAUCUAUCAGUCACUGUAAUACCCCAGGGGACCCUUUCAGAACUUAAUUAGCCCGGUGGAGAUUGUGCAAGCACGUCCGUCCGGGGUUGGGAACGAUUGGCAACAUACAACAAGGCUGGAAAGAUGCUAUUUUUAGCAGGGAGGCAUUGUCCCAAUGUGAUUUUUUAUCUCGGCAAGAAAAGACAUUCUGAGUACGGACAACCAGAAUGGAAAUUGUUCU
Molecule: messenger RNA, 7166 nt
Organism: Acanthaster planci (crown-of-thorns starfish)
Lineage: Eukaryota; Metazoa; Echinodermata; Asteroidea; Valvatida; Acanthasteridae
Product: protein numb homolog
Cellular component (GO): cytoplasm
Source: RefSeq, a predicted model, not a curated record